Messenger RNA from Toxoplasma gondii ME49, 3962 nucleotides. RefSeq names its product HMG (high mobility group) box domain-containing protein. Bases 1415 to 1699 code for a protein of 94 amino acids. The record is from RefSeq and is a predicted model, not a curated record. The transcript has a single exon. NCBI's taxonomy places the organism in Eukaryota, Apicomplexa, Conoidasida, Eucoccidiorida, Sarcocystidae.
UCUGGCUGGAUUACUGGUUCCGGGCGAAGGUGCCGUCCUCGCUCAUGUUUGUGCACGGGACUAGGGGUUGUUUGAUUAGAAGACUGAGAUGAUGGGUGGGUUUCAGCAAAAAAUGUGAAAUGCGCAAAUGUCUAGGGGAUCGCGUACGAAUGGGCGGCACACCUCACAUCGAACGCACGAACUUACCGCUCCCCGCUAUGGUCCUGACCGUGCUGCCAUCUGGGUAGUCAUUGCGUGCCCGUCCGCCAUUUCGGGCGGUUGAACUUGCACUAGAACGGGUCUCUCCCGUCCCAGACCACCCGAAAUCCAAGAGCUCCCGGUUUCGGAGAGCUCGUCCAUCUCUGCGACUGUACGUUUGCUAGUGUUUUCAGAACAACCGCCUACAGCUUUUCCCCUGUAAUCUGAUGUCCCGGCCGCAUGCUAUUGGUUCGUUUUUACUGUUGUGAUCGGCAAAAACAAAGCCAGGCUCAACAAGCAGCCAGGCAGGACAUAGAGCGACGCAUUCACGCGAAUUUUGCGGUGACUCGGACGGCAAAAAGAGGAUACGCAGAACACACCAUGCAAUUUCGUGAGCUAGGUGGUCCAAUUUUCCCUGCAUUUCUGUGUGUAGAGGAGUAACUAUCCACAGCAGCCACGAUUUCACGGCUCACCUGAAAAGAAAAAUGUCUGUUCUUGCGUGCCGUCCGUCUCAAAGGAGGCAGCAUCCUCCUCUAUGCCUUUCCUCGCAGGCUGCCGGCCGGUGUAACAGUGCGGUAGACACUGGGGGCGCUUGCAGAUGCGCACCUCUUCCUGGAUCGGUAGUUGUGUGGCUGAAUGCCCAGACUGCACACACGUUGUCGAGCGGCAUUUUUUCGGUGCGAAGCUUUUCGGUCUUUCGGGAUGGAGAGAGCGCGUCUUUUGCUUGAUGCGCACGCGCAGUCUCCGAAUACAUUUGCGAUACGUCUGUGACGUCUCCAAGAAGGCACCGCGUGGUGACUAUUAACGACGCUGUACUGGUUGGGCUAUCAAAACGGCGCACAUCCCCCUGUGCGCGCUCUUCUUUUGCUGCUCAGCCGGUCGGUUGUGCGCACGCAGCGGAAACUCACAUCCCCUGUGGCUGCUGCCCCGGCCCUCCGGUUGCCUCGCUGGGUUUCCGUUGCGUACACUCUCCUCUCUGGGACACAUCCCGGCAACGCACGGAGUCUGUCAGGACGCGCACAGGUGGUUUGCGACUGUGCAUCUGCUACUUUUUUAUGUUUUCGUCUCGCACAUUGCUUUUUUUGUCUUGCGUGUCGGCGGCAAACAUUUCUUUCUCUCCGUACCUUUUGCGUUUCGCGGGUUUGCGCGCGCUCCCAAGCGUCCACCUCUUCCGUGUCGCCCCUGACAGCACCAAGCUGCAGCCUGCUGCUACCCGUGGUGGAAUCGUCUUAACACGAUGGCGCCCAAGAAGACGAUUGUCAAAAAGACCAAGGCGAAGAAGGACCCCAACGCGCCGAAGCGGCCGCUGAGUGCCUUCAUUUUCUUCUCCAAGGACAAGCGCGAGGAGAUCAUUCGCAAGAACCCGGAGCUCAAAUCCAAGCUCGCUGAGGUUGGGAAGAUGGUCGGGGAAGCGUGGGGGAAGCUCUCAGACGCGCAGAAGAAGCCGUACGAGUCCAAGGCGGUCGCAGACAAGGCGCGAUACGAGCGGGAAAUGAUUGCCUACAAGAAGGGUGGCAAAUAAACGUCCUCUCAAUGUUUUUUGGUGGGAGUCUUCACGGAUUGCCUCGUCAAAAUCCGUGGUUCUAAAAGGUGCGUGCUCGGGUGCUGCACAGUCGUAGACGGCGGGUUAGAAGCCAACACGACAGCGGCUGUAGGGCAGUCACACAGCCCCGUUUUUGUCCUACGACUUGUGGACCUGGGCUUUCGGUGCAAAUUAUGAAACGUGCCUCCACGUAUGCGUUCAAGAAGUGUGUGCGCUGGGGUGGGUACUUAGAGGGGGAAGACAGUGGCCAACACCUUCAUUGUGUGUCGCCCAGAUGGAAGGUGAACGUAUGGCAUUGAGCGGCAACAUUCACACACCUCCCAUGUGUACAUCAGUGGUAUGGGAGUGUAGUGCGUGGUGUUUCGUUGCUUGGACUGUUCGUGCCUAAAGUGUGAGGACGUGGUCAAGCAAGCGGCAGGGACAGCAUCUUAUCAGAGGGAGUGCCGCUCGUGACACAUGUUUGCUUGUCUCCAACAAAAGUCUGUGCAUAAUCUGAACCGUCUCUUGUCUUUCUUCGGUUUAACCUUUCCACAAGCAUCAUUUACAGAAAUACGCCAUCCACACUCCGUGAGGUUGAAAACGUCCUCAGUUACGGUUCUUUGACGGGUACAUGCGUCCGAAAAUCCCGAACCGUCGCGCUACCAAGCAACAAGGGUGACGAUUCGGACUGUUGGGAAAUAAGUCGAGGACAAUCGCAGCCGUUGCGUGUAUUGCUUUGUCUUGUUUAGCGUUCUCCAUUGAACUCAAGUAGAGACGUAGUUUCGUCAAGGGACUGUUCAGGGGUGAGUUGGUUUGGGGUGGUGCUCGCUGUAAGUGACCGCCUGCGGGAGAGGAUUUGUCAAUUCGUCCUACAGAUACUUCUUUUUCUUAUUUCUUUCGUGAUGAAAACCCCUCUGGUUUGAUGAAGAAUCGGCCAGAUUGUUGGCUUGUCACGUUUGAGGACGACAGUGUCAUUUUGCACUCUGACCUGUCACUGGGUGAUGUCAGUAGACCUUUGUAGCAAGACUGAACGUCGGAGUUGUGCUCGGUCCGAUGAUUCCGUGCGGGUCGCUAUUUUUAUGGAUUAUUAGCUAUUUAGUCGUUCAGCUAUUGCGCAGUGGAUAGCCGCAGUUUCCAAGCCUUUCCGGGUAGACCGAAUCUCUGACACAAACCUGGUAUGGUAACCGAGUACGAAGUAGCUGGUUGCCGAUGUCACGCUCCCUUCAAACGAUGUUUGAGGUUCCUGCGCGCUCACAUGCAUUGUGCGCAGUAUGAGAUCGGCGAGUUGUCAUUUGCCGGCAGCUCUGCAGGGACAAGUGCUCACGCGUGGUAACGAAUGCAGUCAGCGACGGAAUUCCGCUCCAUGUUGAGAGGAUUAAUGUGUAGCUGUUGCGUAUUUUGCUUCCUGGUAGGUCUAUGUAGGUGCUUGGGGUCCUUACUAUCAUGAGGGGAGCAGCGAACUCGGAAGGCGAGGAACAGUAUGGAUUCUUCCUGUCCGAGAGAAACGCAUCUAUUUGUCACGCACUAGACAAAACAGGGUUCAGCUUGGCCUCAUAUGAGAGCAGUACUGGGGAAGCGCAUGAGAUGCACAGCAGCGGCGUGCAUGUCUUUCAAGAGGUCUCGGUGGGAUGCCGGUCCUCUGGAAUCGUAUGCGCCGCUGUAGUUUUAGCAGACGAUAUUUAGAGAACUUUUGAAGUCGGGAAGCACAUCAGCACGCGCUGUGUGUUAUUUGAACACUAGUCACAAAGUGGUGCUUCUGACAGAACAGAGGCACCCAUUGCAGUUACAGUAAAGGAGGUGCAUUAGGGUCUGAAAGCUAGUUGCACGCAGCCACCGUGCUUCAAAGCCAGGAAUUUCGGAUUCAACUCCGGAGAAAUAAUGCUUGACGUUAAACGUGGUGACAAUGUUUUUGGCACAUUAUCAGUUCCCUGGCCUUUUGCAAAUGUGUCGUGGCUGCCCGCCUUUCUGAAGGCGUCAGACGAUCGGUAUUUGAGAGGCAACGGGGAUGCUGAGUCACCGUCGUGUUGAAACGAGGCUGCUUUUACUGAAUGCUAGCGUGCCUGAAGACAAAAGCGAACGAUGCCAUUUUGGCGCUUCAGAGGCACCUGGGGAGAGCGUUUGAGACUGCGCGAGAUUGGCCAGAGAUGGGCUUCAGCGGUACCGAUCCAGCAAUAUAUACCACCUUUUGUGAGCUAGGAACGCUCUAGUCACAAUCUUCACACGGUAGACCUGUCUGUAUAGUAUGUCUGUUGUCCCCGCCCCG